AUGGUGGCUCUUUAUUCGGAUAGACUUCCAGAUCUGAACUGGUUUCUUAGCAUAGCAGCUUCACCUGGUUCUCCAACGUUACUGGCUCCAAAAAAGAGGUCCAUUGGCUUCUCAAGAAAACAGCAACGCCGAUCAUGUCAGCAGAUACAACACAUGGCCGACCAAUCCGAGAAAAUCGAUUACCAUGCCACAAAUAUGAAACCUCCGUUGAGCUAUGCCCAGCUGAUAAUUGAUGCUAUGGCUGAACGUAAGAAUUCUAUUCGCCACAAUUUAUCAUGCAAUCAACUAUUCAAAAGGAUACCCAGACAGAAUGGCGAGAAAGGAAAGGGUUCAUACUGGACAAUCAAUGAGGCUGGCAGUAACACUUCAAACUUUUCAAAUAAAAAGACCAAAUUAAAAGCUAACGAUGUGGAGGAUGGCACUACGAAACCAACCUCUCGUGUGAAUUCUGCUGUACUGCAGUACAUGGAUUCUAUUCGAAAUCGACAUAAACCUAUCGCUCCUCAAGACGAAAACAGUUCACCAGUAGGUUCUUCUGUGCAAUUGGACCUCUUUGAUUGCUCUGUUGCUGACGUUGGAUCUUCGUCAAACGAUCAAGGCAUCACUUCCGAAUACAAUUGGCAGGGUGAACUCUCAUCUUAUGAUCUUGAAGGUUUUCCGAUUGAACCGUUUGUGAGUCAAUUCGAAGAAUUUCAUUGUGGUAGCAUUGACAUCGAUCCAAACACACCACCACAAUGGCAGGACGUCGACCAGUACUACGAUGAACUGAUGCGAUUAGAGAGCGAGGAACAUUUAUAG
Angiostrongylus costaricensis is the source of this 798-nucleotide messenger RNA. The record is from the annotation of a GenBank genome assembly. NCBI's taxonomy places the organism in Eukaryota, Metazoa, Nematoda, Chromadorea, Rhabditida, Metastrongylidae.